UCAGGCUCGCUGGUCAUGGGGCCGCGGUUCCUGGCGCUCUGGCGGCUGCUGGGGUUGCUGCUGCUGCUUCAACUACCGCCUCUACCGGGAGCCCUGCAUAGGGCGCGCUGCCCAGAGCCCUGCACCUGCGCGACCAACGGCGCCCUGAGCUGCCCUGGGCCACGGACUGGUCUCACUCGACUAUCACUCACCUAUCUUCCUGUCAAAGUAAUUCCAUCUCAAGCUUUCAGAGGACUUAAUGAGAUCGUAAAAAUUGAAAUCUCUCAGAGUGAUUCCCUGGAAAAGAUAGAAGCUAAUGCCUUUGACAACCUCCUCAAUUUGUCUGAAAUACUGAUCCAGAACACCAAAAACCUGGUUUACAUCGAGCCUGGAGCAUUUACACAUCUCCCCCGAUUAAAAUACCUGAGCAUCUGUAACACAGGCAUCCGAAAGCUUCCAGAUGUUACAAAGAUCUUCUCGUUGGAAUUUAAUUUCAUUCUGGAAAUUUGCGAUAACUUACACAUAACCACCAUACCAGGAAAUGCAUUUCAAGGGAUGAAUAACGAAUCCAUCACACUCAAACUAUAUGGAAAUGGGCUCCAAGAAGUACAAAGUCAUGCAUUCAAUGGGACGACGCUAAUUUCGCUGGAGCUCAAAGAAAACAUAUACUUGAAGAAGAUGCACAAUGGAGCCUUCCAGGGGGCCACAGGGCCUAGCAUUUUGGAUAUUUCUUCCACCAAACUGCAGGCCCUGCCAAGCUAUGGGCUGGAGUCCAUUCAGACACUAAUUGCCACGGCAUCUUACUCUCUGAAAAAAUUGCCAUCCAGAGAAAAAUUUACAAAUCUCCUGGAUGCCACGUUGACUUACCCCAGCCACUGCUGUGCUUUUAGAAACCUGCCAACAAAAAAACAGAAUUUUUCAUUUUCCAUAUUUGAAAACUUUUCCAAACAAUGUGAAAGCACGGUGAGGAAGUCAAAUAAUGAAACACUUUAUUCCGCCAUCUUUGCUGAGAGCGAGCUGAAUGGCUGGGACUAUGAUUAUGGCUUCUGCUCACCCAAGACCCUCCGAUGUGCUCCUGAACCGGAUGCAUUUAAUCCCUGUGAAGACAUUAUGGGCUAUGACUUUCUUAGGGUUCUGAUUUGGCUGAUUAAUAUUCUGGCCAUCAUGGGAAAUGCAACAGUCCUUGUUGUGCUCUUGACCAGUCGUUACAAACUCACAGUGCCCCGUUUUCUCAUGUGUAAUCUCUCCUUUGCAGACUUUUGCAUGGGGCUCUAUCUGUUGCUCAUUGCAUCGGUUGAUUCCCAAACCAAAGGCCAAUAUUAUAACCACGCCAUAGACUGGCAGACAGGGAGUGGGUGUAGUGCUGCUGGCUUUUUCACUGUGUUUGCAAGUGAACUUUCUGUGUACACCCUCACGGUCAUUACUCUAGAAAGAUGGCACACAAUCACCUAUGCUGUUCAGCUGGACCAAAAGCUGCGACUGAGACAUGCCAUUCCCAUUAUGCUUGCAGGAUGGCUCUUUUCUAUUUUAAUAGCUAUGUUGCCCCUUGUGGGUAUCAGCAACUACAUGAAGGUCAGCAUUUGCCUACCCAUGGAUGUGGAAACCCCUCUCUCACAAGUCUACAUAUUAAUCAUCCUGAUACUUAAUGUAGUGGCCUUCAUCAUCAUCUGUGCUUGCUACAUCAAAAUUUACUUUGCUGUCCAAAAUCCAGAGCUGAUGGCUACCCACAAAGACACAAAGAUUGCUAAGAAAAUGGCAGUCCUCAUCUUCACUGAUUUCACCUGCAUGGCACCAAUCUCUUUUUUUGCCAUCUCAGCAGCCUUUAAAGUGCCCCUUAUCACAGUAACCAACUCUAAAGUUUUACUUGUUCUUUUUUAUCCUGUCAAUUCUUGUGCCAAUCCAUUUCUGUAUGCAAUUUUCACAAAGGCAUUCCGAAGGGAUUUCUUUCUGUUGUUGAGCAAAUUUGGCUUCUGUAAACGUCGGGCUGAACUUUACAGAAGGAAGGAUGUUUCAGCUUAUACCUCCAACUGCAAAAAUGGUUUUGCUGGGUCAAAUAAACCUUCACAGUCCAGCUUGAGGCUAACUACAUUGCACUCUCAAUACUCAACAACACCAGAUAAGCCUUGCUGCAAAAAGUGUUAACUGUUGUAUGAGCAACCGCAUUGUUGAAUUGUACCGAAAUACGUAAAGACAUUUAGUUUUAAUAUAAAGGUUUGGUUUGAGAAAAUAAUUUAUUCUUACACACGAGGCAAUAUAUUGUUACCUAGUUCAAUGACUGUUGAAUAUCCAUUGCCAGUCUGAA
Messenger RNA from Ochotona princeps (American pika), 2281 nucleotides. It is a transcript of the gene LHCGR, whose product is annotated as luteinizing hormone/choriogonadotropin receptor. The coding region runs from base 16 to 2121 and encodes 701 amino acids. Gene Ontology annotation, molecular function: luteinizing hormone receptor activity. NCBI's taxonomy places the organism in Eukaryota, Metazoa, Chordata, Mammalia, Lagomorpha, Ochotonidae. The transcript has 11 exons. Gene Ontology annotation, biological process: ovarian follicle development; male gonad development; ovulation cycle process. The record is from RefSeq and is a predicted model, not a curated record. Gene Ontology annotation, cellular component: membrane.